Puntigrus tetrazona (Sumatra barb) is the source of this 2553-nucleotide messenger RNA. It is a transcript of the gene tcaim, whose product is annotated as T cell activation inhibitor, mitochondrial. The transcript is spliced from 11 exons. Lineage: Eukaryota; Metazoa; Chordata; Actinopteri; Cypriniformes; Cyprinidae. The record is from RefSeq and is a predicted model, not a curated record. Gene Ontology annotation, cellular component: mitochondrion. Bases 160 to 1638 code for a protein of 492 amino acids.
UUGCCUGAUUGAAGUGCGCCCAGCUGCGCUUGUUUUCAAGAGAUGGGCAGUCGAUUACUCCUGCCUGGGUGAAUAGGCCUGAAUGGAGAGCAUGAGUUCAGGCUUAGUUUAACCACAGCGAACAUGUAAUAUUGCAGAAUCACAGAAGGAACUAACGUGAUGUACGUGACCACCUUCCUGCGUUAUGUUAGGCUUGGUGGUAGAUGUAGUGUUUCUGCUCGAAUCGUUCAGAGGAGGAAUCUCUCAGGAGCGGAUGCCAUUAACGCCCUGCGGCCAUUUUACUUUGCAGUACACCCUGAUUUCUUUGGCCAGCAUCCAAGAGAGAGAGAAGUGAAUGAAAACUCCCUCAAAAGGCUAAAUGGCUAUCUGGAAAAUCUUCAAAAGCCUGGGGCGAGGUACCCCAAACCUGCAAACCUCACGUUUUAUGUCAGGGACACGAAUGAACGAGCAGACUCCGGUGAAACUCUGCUAGCCUCAGGAUUCCGUUCAGUGACUUUCACCCUGCAGUCUAAGGAUGUUCUGAGCACAGUGUUGGAUGUCCUGAGGUCUUGUAGUCUCUCAGCUGAACAUAUGCAAGACGUGCUCAAGACUAAGACCGAGAAGAGCUCGACACAACAGCCCGGCACGGCUUUCUAUCGCCCCAUUAAAUGGGACAAGACCUAUUACACUUUCACAGGAUUCAGGGACCCUGAGCAGGAGUUAGAACAAGCCAGGCGAGUGGAGCCCACACUCAGUUUAUGGCUGAGAAACAAUGAGCCAGAAGCCACAAAGAAACAGAAUGCCAGUGUUCCACGCCGUGAGGAGCUGAAAAGACUGAAAAGAGAGCUGAUUCAGAAACUCGGGUUGCUGGAUAUCAGGUGGCAGCGCAAAUGGGGUUUUGCACACAAAUGCAGUCAGCUGCAGAGUCUUGGCCGUCUCUUCACACAAAGCCCAGAGGCUCUGCACAUCCUGAGAGGACACACAAUAGUUUUUACAGACCAGUCAGGGAUGAAUGCCUCAGGGCAUGUCAUGUUAGGAACAAUGGAUGUCCACCAUCAAUGGACAAAGCUCUUUGAAAGACUGCCGAGUUACCGGAGCCUGUUCCAGCAGUCGGACUGGCUGAAAGAGCGCAUCAGUCACCUGUUGGGAGGGAUCCAGGUGAUCCACAUCGAGCGGAUGGGUCCAGUUCUGCCUCUGGAGGAACACUACAGCACCCUCAACGCUUUCCACAAGAGACUGUUGCCUCAGCGCCUCUCUCUGCACCCCCGCAGCAUGCAAGGCCUCACAAUGACCUUGGAAAAUGACCGCUCCACCCCCUGCCUGCAUGAGAUGGGCCACUUCAUCAUCCCCACUAUGUGUGACACCCUCCAGCUGCAGAACUUCCUCCAGAGCCAGGCCCGGGAGGCCCGAAGACGCAUGCAGCGCACAGACAAGUUGGAGGCGGAGGAAGAAGACAUCAUUUCGAGUUGCCUGCAGGAUUUGUCUCUGCGCAGCCUGUCCAAAGAGCCCAGUGUGUCGAGCAGUCAGAUGAUCCCCUGCUGCAGGCGUCUGAUGGAGGAGAAAUCUCCUCACAUGCAGGGCCUUCAUCUCUACGUCUCUCACUUCUAUUCGGUCAUGCAGGAUGGGGAUCUGUGUAUUCCCUGGGACUGGAAGGGUUGAAACAGACCGAACGCUAUUUGGACUCCGUUGCUAUGCCUUUCAGCAUGACGCUCACGAUUCUGUGAAGAUUUUGAGAUUCGGCCUAGUGCUGUAGGCAUUAUACGUGCACUUUGGAACUAGCACAUAGUGUUGUGCUUUUGAGGCAGUUGGCCCCGGUUUUGUAAUGUAUGUUACAACUUAGCGCAAAGUUUGUCGUUCAUUUGCCAUGUACAUUUCACAUGCAACGCUUCAGGGUCAUAUUGUUUCUUUUUCUUUUUUGUCUCAAUCUAUUAUAAAAACAGCUUAUGGAAAUCCGAUAAGGCUCUUUAUUUGCCUUAAAACAAUUAGGUGCUAGUUGCACCAGAUCAGAGAUUUAACUACAAUCAUGUUUUUGUGGUUUAAUACGCAACUUCUGGGUUUUAAAUACACAUUUUUUGGUUAGUUCUGGUUUUCAGAGGGGCGCUCAGUGACUGCUUAAAUCAUCUUUAUCAUUUCAAAACCCGAAUGCUUGCGACUGAGAGGAAUUAAACGCAUUUAUUAACUGUGAUACCCACUGCCAAAACCUAAAAUGCAGAGUCAAAGAUGUGUUUGGACAAAAUGGGUUUGUCUAAAUGCUGAGUAUGAAAGUAUUAAGAAUUUUGGAAAGUGUUUGUACAUUAGCAAUCCUGAAUGCUGUAAUAUUGUCUGUCUUAAGAUUUAGCGUACAAUGUACCGGUGUCGUUUGCUGCUAUCGUGUUUCGAAUGUUUAUACUGAUAUAUUUACGUAUGAUGAAUAUCAAAACUGUGUAACCACAAAAAUUGAAACAACGGUUCAGAUGUAACCAGUCACUGUUGUAUAUGUUGUUAAUAUGUACCUGUUUGGUUUACAAUGUUUGCAAGAUUCCAUGAAUUUUCCACUCUGACAGGAAUUAAUAAAUUAUAAUAGAAUAAUAACAA